GUAUCUCAGAGUGCUGGGAAUUUAAGGCUGAGCGUUUUCUCAACUAAGGCAACAUGAAACACGUCAGAAGAGGAACUGCCAUGACCUCAGCGAGGUUAGCGAGGCUGCAGCACUUUACCAAAUAAGGCCAGUGCGGGGCGCGGGGAUACAUUCUCCUGAGUGCUGCUGGAUGAGAGGGGGGAUGCGUCUCCAAGUACGCACGGUGUUACAGGAACAUUAGGCUUAUAACAAAGAUAUGAAAGACAACUACGAGCUUAGAAAAUCGAUAUGUGACAAACAUCCACGGAGUGUGUGACAACAGGAUCUCAGAUUGAAGACUCAUUUUAACCCCCGCUGGACUAGAGAAGCCACUUUCAACUCCUGACUGACUGCUAUAUCCCAUCAUGCCACUGAUCGUGUUUCCCACUUCUCAGCUGCUGUGGGUGCGUGUAGUUGCACUGCUGUUCACCUGUGUGGCGUUCAGUGUCGCAGCACACGGAGCCUACCUACCCAGUAGUGGCAUGGCUGACUGGUGCAUCUUCUGCUGGGCGUUCAGUUUCGCCUGCACCCUGCUGGUCUUGCUGGUGGAGCAGUUCAACCUUCAGGCCCGAGCCCCAGUGUCCUGGACCAAUUUCCCCAUCACGAUCGCCUGCUAUGGAGCCCUGCUCUGCCUCUCUGCCUCUGUCAUCUUCCCAAUUUUUUUCCUUAAGAACCAGCCGUAUAGCCAGACUCGUGACUAUCGCAUCGUCUCCACAGUCUUCUCCUGCCUGGCAGCGGUGGCUUACAUGGGGGAGGUGUGCAUGUCUAAAGCGAGGCCAGGAGAGGUGGCUGGUUACAUGGCUACAGCUCCGGGCCUGUUGAAGGUGUGCCAGACCUUUGUGGCCUGUGUCAUCUUCAUCCUGGUCAGUGAUCCUGUGUUGUAUAACCAGCAUGAAGCACUCAAGUGGUGCAUGGCUGUGUACUGCAUAUGCUUCAUCCUCUCCAUGGCUGUGGUGGUGCUGUGCGUGGGAGAGUGCACGGGCUGUCUCCCUAUCCCCUUCUCCAAGUUUCUGUCAGCAUAUGGUCUCCUGGCAGUUAUCAUGUACUUAACAGCUACUAUCAUCUGGCCUGUGUUCCAGUUUGACAAACGAUACCGGGGAGGGAGCGACACAAACCCGAUUGUUGUGUCUGUCCUCACUGCCCUCAACUUCCUGCUUUACCUUGCUGACUUGGUGUACACUGCCCGUUUAGUGUUCGUCACUGCCUGAAAACCAAAGAAAUGAAGAGGGGAGACACUGAAAGAUGAAGAAGAGGCAUAAAGGGGCUAAGUGGUCGAGUGGCUCUGCAGAGAAGUGUAGCUGAUGUUGAAUCUCUGACAGAAAAGAGGAAAGUCCAAAAAUCUAAUGUUUAUUGGAGCAUGUGCACAUUCACAGUGCGUUUGUAUAUUUCCUGCUGCCUCCAUUGUAGAGCUGGGUGUCAUUCCAAAAUGUUCGAUACCAGUUCCUAAAUGAUACUUUAUUUGAUACUAAGCUCAUAAAAUAUCAUUAUUUCAGAUCAUUAAUUUUAUUUUUCAGCUCCUUGGUAUUUUUGUGCACUCAAAGCAGUUUCAUGACACAAAAAGUAAAGCUGUUUACCACAACCUUAAGUUCUGUUAACAUUAGCAUCAAUAAAUAAAAAUGAAAAGGCAUUUAUUGAUACUCAAUGGUAUUGAAGUAAUUUGAU
Messenger RNA from Monopterus albus (swamp eel), 1680 nucleotides. Its product is annotated as myeloid-associated differentiation marker homolog. The transcript is spliced from 2 exons. Bases 384 to 1226 code for a protein of 280 amino acids. Gene Ontology annotation, cellular component: membrane. The record is from RefSeq and is a predicted model, not a curated record. Lineage: Eukaryota; Metazoa; Chordata; Actinopteri; Synbranchiformes; Synbranchidae.